Mya arenaria is the source of this 1847-nucleotide messenger RNA. Its product is annotated as TELO2-interacting protein 2-like. NCBI's taxonomy places the organism in Eukaryota, Metazoa, Mollusca, Bivalvia, Myida, Myidae. Gene Ontology annotation, cellular component: nucleoplasm; centrosome; cytosol. The coding region runs from base 57 to 1643 and encodes 528 amino acids. The transcript has a single exon. The record is from RefSeq and is a predicted model, not a curated record.
UCCAUUGUAAAACAUUGCACAUUGUCGUAAUAAAAGAAUUUCGCCUGAUCACAGCUAUGGCGGUGCAGUUAAAGACCCUAAUAUGUCAAAUAAAUGUACAAAAUGGUUGUUUCUAUUCGAAAAAAGACAAAGAUUUCGCUCUACAUCUGUAUGAGCGACACAGUUUACAAUCGAUGCUUGAAACUACUGGAGAAGUUAUGCGGGACAAAAAAUGGCGGGAUCUUUGUGAUAAGUACAUAGCGGUUGUCACUGUUUUGAUAGACAAUGGUCCUGUGGAUUGGAUUUCGACAUUCAUCAAUGGAUUUAAUGAGCAGGAAACGUUUGCUAUGUGUGUUGGCAGUUUAAAGACAGUUUGCCGAUUUGCUGAGUCGAAAUCAUUUGCUGGUAGAGACUACACUGUGUAUGAUGCGUCAGAUUUUGAAGAUGUCGCAUACAAGGGUUAUCUUGUUCUCAACCUACUUCAAUUUCUGCUGAAAAAGCUGGUAUUGGUAGGACGUGGGAACAAAGAUUUAGACCACUGGAGAGCAUUGUUGCAGAACUGUUAUUUUUGUGUUUUUAUUGUGUCACAACACGCUGAGAGACAUCAGUGGACAAGUGAAAAAUCCACUGAAUGUGCCGUUGAAUGCAUACAGCUGCUGAAGGAAGAGUUUUGCUGUUUGUCAAUGUGUCAACUUCUUAUACUUGACACAAAAUAUGUGUCACCUUUGGUUGAAUCAGAGACAGAGUACAAGUCAGCUGUCAAGAAGUCCAUUUAUGGUAAAUUACUGGUGCAAUGGAAGCCAAUGCUGCAGAGAAAUACUUGGAAAUAUAAUCCAGUGGUGUGUGCAAGUUUUAGUUGGUGUCUGGAGCAAAUGAUCUUUCCAUAUGUGAGCGACUUUAUAGAGCUUAUUCUUCCACCAACAUUGCUGUUCAUUGAUGAUCAUGAGUUGCAUAACAAGAUGAAUGGAACCAACUGUUUAAUUCACAUUCUCAAAAACACAACAGGUGAAGAACUUCGCUGGUAUGGUAGAGCUGAGGUCAUAUACAGUGCCCUGAAACUUCAGCUUGUUUCCACUGAAGAGACUCUUCUGCCAUUGACCCAUGAAGCAAUGUUUCUGACACUCAAAAUUCUUGAGAAGAAUCCAGAUGCACUUGGCACAAACACAAGAUAUGACGAAGUGUUGCAGAAUGUACUACAAGCAGCUAGCCAUGAAAACAAGCUUGCUCUACGCAGAGUUCAUACUCAGCCGCUUAAGCAUUUUAUCGAAAUUCUUGGUAUAAAUUCUGUCAAGUAUACUCCGAUUCUUCUUGAAGUGAUCGAAGAGUAUCUGGAUGUUUCAGAUGCUCCAACAGAAGAGGCUAGAUUGAACAUUCUUGACACUUUGAAUGUGUUCAUUAAGGUUGCAUAUCCCAGAAUGCAUGCUCAUAUGGGAAGUUUGAUGAAAAUAUUAGUUAAAGUUUUGCACAACAUUGUUUCAAAAACGUGGAAUAUUAAAGAAAGUGUGAAAGAAAAUCUCACCAAGAAGUGUGUAGAAUGCUUUGAACUAUUGAAAGCUGUUGAUGGAGUGUUUUUUACUAAGACAAUCAGUAGCAUGAAAAGUCUGCCAUUUGAUAGUGCAUGUACAGAAAUAUUUGACAGAUUACUCGCUUCAGUAUCAUUAUAGCAUUUAUAAUACAGUCAUUUAUGGAAGAAUGUUUCUACACUUAUACAAAUUUAGAACCAUGUUAUUAAGAUCUUGCUGAGUGAAUGCAUUUGCAUUAUUUUAUUUGGCUUCUUGGUGUUAAGUACCGUAUAAUUUGUGCAUGAUUUAUCAUUCUUAAAAACCUUGUAUGCUUUUAUACAGCAAAUAAUAAAGACUUGAAACUAU